AGUUUUGAAACACGGCUGUUUGAAGUGCCUAAGCAAGUCAACUGGUGAAGGAAAUUACUACAUAGCCAAAAUGGUCACGGCAUUCCUUUUUGGUGUUAUGGGCGUUUUGGUUUUCCUUUUUUACUGGGCAAGACAGAAGCAGAUGAAUGUGUUUAGGCAGUUAGGCAUUCCUGGUCCAUCUCCGAACUUCCUCUUUGGAAACUUGCUGCAUUUUGUUAGAACCCCUGUGUAUCAAGCCUACUUGGAUUGGCAGCAUAAAUACGGAGACAACUUUGGAUACUUUGAAGGGCCAACUCCCAUCUUGGUAACUUCGGAUUUGGAAAUCUUGAAGCAGGUUUUUCUCACGAAAUUUAACAAAUUCAGUACACGAAAGCUGUUCCCAGUGCAGGUAGACCCAGAAAAAGAUGACGAUGUCCACAUGUUUUUUGCGCAGGGAGAACGAUGGAGGCGCCUUCGUGCCAUCAUUAAUCCGGCUUUUAGUGGUGCUAAGUUGAAAAAGUUAUCACCUCGUAUCAAUGCACAAUUAGACGUGUUGAUACAACAGAUGGACAAGUUAAAACAAACAGGCGAAUCUUUUGACAUACAACGGUUGUAUGAACGCCUAACUCUAGACGUGAUCACGAACUGUGGGUUUGGUCUGGAGGCAGAGGCACUGAAGAACCCCAAGGACCCGUUCCUGGAACGCUGUAGAGGUGUACUGGAAAGUACCACUCGAUUCUCUAUACUCUUCCUCCUCGGAUUUACCUUCCCCACGUUGCACGCUGUCUGGAUAGCCAUUUACACGUACAUUGGCAAGCUGUACGGAAACCCACUCUUCUGGCUAGAGGAUAACCUGGCCAGAGUGAUAGAGAUGCGUAAAAUACAACAAGUGAAACAGCGCGACUUAUUGCAACUGAUGUUAGAUUCGGAAUGCCAGACGGUCGGGGAGGCCAGGCGGAAUUCUCACGACAUCGGAUUAAGUAGAAUACCGGUCAGGCCUUAUGUGGCCCACGACUGUCACGACGAGGUGCCCGACAGUGUACAACUCAUGGACAAAAACCUCAACUAUUACGCCCCUAAAAAGCCUCUAAAAGUCCUCUCUUCAGAGGAAGUGAAGGCCCAGUGUCUACUGUUUUUAUUGGCUGGUUACGAGACGACAAGCACAGCGCUGUCGUACCUGACCUAUGAACUGAGCGUGAACCAGGACAUACAAAGGCGGCUCCAACACGAGGUGGAUGAUUACUUCCCGGCUCAGGAAUCUCAGCCGUGCUUCACAACUGUACAAGAGUUACCGUUCUUGGAGAUGGUUUGGUGUGAGACUCUCCGGAAGUACCCUGUGGCAGCAAAUGUUAUCGCCCGCCAGUGCUUAGAGACGUGUGUUGUGAACGGAGUCACGGUGUACAGGGACAUGCUGGUCCAGGCCAAUGUCUAUGCCGUGCACAAUAAUGAGGAGAUAUGGGGAGAGAAUACGCGCAAAUUUGAUCCGGACAGGUUUUUGCCCGAGAGGAGAAAGGGUCGCCACUGCAUGGCUUGGCUGCCAUUUGGCGCCGGAUACCGAUCCUGUAUUGGUGCUAGAUUAGCUAUCAUGGAAGCCAAAAUGGCAAUGGUUAGAAUCAUGAAAAAAUUCACCAUCGUACCCACCGAGAAAUCUCAGGUUCCCAUAAAACUUGUGGAAGGCGCAACUCUCUCACCAGAAACUGUACACGUAAAGCUGAUAGAAAGAACGAGAUGAAAGAACAAUGAAGAACAAAAGGUUUUGUGAACUGAAGCCGUCUUGGCGUCGAGAAGUGUGCCGUGUGCACUGCCAGCCGUAACGGGUUGAACUCUUCCCAGACACCUGAUCUAUACAGAUUACGUGAUGAACACGAUACAAGAAAAACAAAAUACAAUACUGGCAGCCAUAUGAUGGUCAACAGUAUAUAGAAAGGGCAAGCAAGUUGUGUGGUUUGAUUUUCCGUCCCAGAAUACAUGCGUAUGUGUUAAUCACGACUGCCUGUGGCUAUGUGGUAAUAUCUGGCAUUACAGAUAAACACAGUUAAUCUGAAUGGAUAUGUAAAUAGACUCCUUCACGUGGUUGCGCGUUCACGGUGCUAUCGGUUGAUUUUCGCUCCUCCCAAAGGGUUGACCUGUGGUACAGCUAGACUGUGAGACUGUGGAAAGGUUAUGGCUUUUCCAUGAGGACCAUACUGAAUUUUACUGACAUUCCUUAUCAGUGUUCAUCAAGGUACUAUCUAGUGCAUGUUGCUACAAAUGGUAUUUAACAAAAUGUUAAGAAACGUGUUAUUGUGUAAUAAAUGGUUAUCGUGAUACCGAUAACGAGUUCGUAAACAGGUUGUACACAGUCCGAAGUAUCCAAUCAGGACGUAAUGCUUUCAACUGAAAGACAACAUAUGUUGUCUGCAUACGUGAUCGUUUCCCGUUUACUGUCAAUAAACUCGUAUAUACUGGUAUUUAAAUAUCAACGUAUGAAACGAUCAUAAAGAAAUUAGUCGCUAUUUAAAAUACAUGGUGGUGUAAUGACACAUGGAAUUCAGUUCUAGCGCAAUUAGUACCGGUAAUUGAACAAAUGGGGAAAGAAUUUGCUGUAUCGUACAAGCGUGUAAAUUAUCCAGGCAAUCACGACUGUCUAGGUCAAUGUUCCUGAACAACUUUUGCUUGGUUCAGAUAUAAUGAUCUGAGUAAACAUCACAUGCUGUGUUAUACGUGUCGGUAAGUUACUGUGCAGAUCUACUUCCUGUAAACAAGGAAGUA
Messenger RNA from Liolophura sinensis, 2730 nucleotides. Its product is annotated as cytochrome P450 3A24-like. The transcript is spliced from 13 exons. The record is from RefSeq and is a predicted model, not a curated record. Bases 71 to 1711 code for a protein of 546 amino acids. Gene Ontology annotation, molecular function: iron ion binding; heme binding; steroid hydroxylase activity. NCBI's taxonomy places the organism in Eukaryota, Metazoa, Mollusca, Polyplacophora, Chitonida, Chitonidae.